GUCCCUCCUCUCCGGUCAUCUUUCCCUGCUGGCGUUUGCUUCCGAGGUCGUCCUUGAAGCGAGCCAAGGCAGCGCAAUGCAUUUUCGGCCAGGACCAGCUUGCAGUCCACUUGAGGUGGUGACUCCUGGCAACAGCUGUGUGAUGGGAAAUCUUGAUGUGUUCCUGCUCUGCUAGGAAUAUCUUAAAGCAUCUCUCUGGCUGACUGCUUGCGUCCUUAUGAGAAUACUGGACUCCACUCCUCACAAGCCCACAAUGGCAGUGGAUGUAGCGAUGCAGUUGUACCUGCGCUCACCCUCUUUCCGAAGGGAUGGUUUUGCUUACAAAAUUGCUCCGAAGCCCAAGAAACCUUUGCGGCCAUGUAUCCAUUUGAGCACCAUGAAAGAAUUAAAUGAUCUGGGAGCAGAAGUAAAAAAUCUACAGAGUGCCAGAGUGAAAAAGCGGGUGACCUUCGCAGACAACAGGGGCUUGGCUUUAACAAUGGUGAAGGUGUUCUCCGAGUUUGAUGACCCGUUGGAUAUUCCGUUAAACAUCACGGAACUAAUAGACAACAUUGUGGGCCUGACGACGGCAGACAGAGACGAUUUUGUCUUAGAUUUUGUGCAGCCUUCUGCUGAUUAUUUGGACUUCCGAAAUCGACUCCAGGCAGACUAUGUCUGCCUCGAGAACUGUGUGUUGAAAGAUAAAGCCAUUUCAGGCACUGUGAAAGUCAGGAACAUUACAUUUGAGAAGACCGUGAAGAUCCGGAUGACAUUCGAUACCUGGAAAACCUUCACGGACUAUCCAUGCCAGUAUGUCAAAGACACAUAUGCAGGUUCAGAUAAGGACACCUUCUCUUUUGAGAUCAACUUGCCAGAGAGAGUUCCACCCCACGAAAGGAUGGAGUUUGCGGUGCAUUACGAAAGCGAUGGAAAAGUGUAUUGGGAUAGCAACAAAGGUCUGAAUUACAGAAUCAUUCGAGCCGAACUCAAAUCUGCUCGAGAGAUUUCCCACCCUCAGGGGGAAUCUGGUUUUGGGAUUGCCUUUGACCAGUUUGGAAGCCCCAGGUGUUCCUAUGGGUUAUUUCCCGAAUGGCCAAGUUAUUCGGGGUAUGAAAAACGUGGGCCUUAUUACUGAAUGAAAUACGGGGUAUGUGUAUUUAACAUACAAGAUUUUUUUACAGAAAAAAAAAUCAUUGGAAUUUUCUGUGAUGUCACAGUUGCCAAAGGUGUGUAUCUACAGAAAGUAAAAUGAAAGUGACUCAUAAAAUGCCUGCCUGCAGGUGGGCUGUUGUCACAUAGAACAGCUGGAAGAAAGGGGAGAGGUGAUUCAUGUUUGGGAACACUGCCCAUGGUCUCCCGUUCAACAUAAAUUUCUUCCAUUCAAGCACUGCUUUACUUUUGGAUUGGCACAAGGUACGUUGCAGUAUUGCAAGCUGAUCUUGGAGGAAGGCUUGUGUUCUCUUGCCUUAUGGAGAUGCCUUUGGCCGCACCCGGUGAGAAAUCGCAGAGAAGCAGCCUGCGGGUUGGAAGAUGGGAGCGGAGUGUCCAAACUGGGUUGCCGAACCAUGGGAGACCAAGCCUUUUUUUUGCGUGCAAAAUAGAAGGGACUGCAAUUGCUAUUAGAAAUGGAAUAUGAUGACUGUGCUUUUUUCCCAUGUUAGGAAAUGCUUUCGUUUCCCAGGGAAGAUACCAGGGUGCUUACUCACCAUUCUGCCUGCAUUUCUGACUUUGAAAAAGAGCCAAGUGUAUUUCUUCCUUUGUGAUAGCGAAGGUGGAGGCGUCUUUCUGUAAAACCGUCACAUCAUCGUGUCGCUUCAGAGGAAUUGUGUAGCUUCAGAGGAUACGAUUUUUAAGCCUAGAAGAAAGCUUUUUGCUUUAAUGUGCCUUGACAAAUUUCAUUUUAUAGGGUUGGAGGGAGGGCAAGAAGAAUCAAGUUUUCCAUUUUUGUAAAAAAAAAAACCCUGUAAAUUUCCGUGCCACCAUCCUAUUUAAAUUUACUCUUCCCCCUCCCCCGUGCAUGGCAUGGUAGGUACCCUUUUUUGCUUAGAGUUUUGUUUUUCUUUUAUGAUCAUUUUAUGAAUGUUUCUACAGUGGUUACAAAUUGGAUCCUUGUUACUGACAGGACAUUGAAUAAAGAUUAUUGGUUGCAUAAAAGACAUUUUGUUACAUCGGAUUUCACACAUUCACACCCCCACUGCUUAGUCACAGACAACAGAAAUGACUGGGUAGAGGUUAAAAACAGCUAAGAAUGUGAGAGCUAGUCUUUGCAAGUCAAAAUACCCUGUCCCCCUCCUUGCAAAAGCUGCCAAAAUUCCAGACUUCCUCUUUCUUAAACUACAUAAACAGUUUGCCAUUGGCAGAUUAUUCCGGUAGCACCUUCCAUCUUUCCAUUCAGCCAAAUAUGAAGCUUUCCUCCAAUGGAAGAACCUCUUAAGCUAGCAGAUAGUAUCCGACUUGGCUGAGUGGAAAGGUAGGAUAAAAGCCGAUGUUUCCCAAUUCAGCAGGGCUCUUCAUUCCCACCCUUCUCUUAUUGUGAUUUAUAGAACACCAAUGGAAUCUUCAGCAAUGCAAACUCCUGGAAAUCUCAACUUGCCAUUUCAGUUCUUUGAACAUUGUAACGAGGACAUAGCAUAUGUGUCCGACCCCAAGCAAAUUAUUUUGUGACCCAUAAAGAACAAAAUUAACUGGUGGAAUGCGAGAGUGUCACUGUAAUGAUGUUCUGUAAAUAAUGUUGCAUGAGAUUUGUCUUGCUAUCCCUAGAUAGUUAAAUGUGUCUAAGUCCGCUGAAAUCAGUGUCCUCAGAAGGGAGUUAACUCUGUUGAAGAUGACAGUUUGAGUCUCUUGAUAUCUGGUGACAAAAUAGCAAUCCUGUGUGGUGCGCAGAAGUGUCUGGCAUGCAAACAAUGGCCAAGAAGGUGUGGCCAGCCUACAAACUAGGGUGCAAACAGCACGCUACCUUAUACUUGCGCGCAGGAAAGGUUCUGAUCUGUGGCUGCAAAAGAACUGCAGCUGGUCUUUCAACAAAAAUCAAGAAGCAGCUUUUCUGUGUCUCUGAAGACCAGGUCCUCAGUUCAGUUUAUUUGCUGGGAACUCAGGCCCCUUCCGCACACGCAGAAUAAUGCGUUUUCAAACCACUUUCACAACUGUUUGCAAGUGGAUUUUGCUAUUCCGCACAGCUUCAAAGAGCACUGAAAGCAGUUUGAAAGUGCAUUAUUCUGCAUGUGCGGAAGCAGCCUCAGAGUCACAACUGGCAUAGUAAUAGAGCUGCACACUAGAAAUAGUGAUGCAGGAACACAAGUGGCCUUCAUUCCUAGUGUUUUAAAAUAAGCACAUCCCUCCAGAGGGUUCUUAGCUUGGGCUAAAUCUAGAGAUUCUUAGCUGGGAAAUAAUGCCCAGCUCUUUCCUGCCUUGGCCAAACAUGAAAGACUAUGGGGGACAAAGAAUUCCAGCAAGCCAUUUCCAGCAGGCCACUUAUACGGCAUGAAGGAAUUUUAACAUGGGUAGAAUCCUAUGAACCGAAAUACUCAAAAAGGAGAAAGUUUGAGAUGGGUGGGAGUUUAUUAAAAGUGAGAGAUUGAAGACACAAUCGUAAAUUAUUCCAGUGAGCUGGAAAAAUGGGAUGAACACAUCGAAGCCAGUGUGGCACCAUAAACAGCUUUCUGAAGAUCUGGGAAUUUUAAAAGGCCCACUUAGGAAAUGGAAGGAGGACUAAAUCACCAAGGAUGAAUUUAAACAUCCAGUGAUUGUACGGAGAGUGUUAAGAGAAGGUGAAGCUCAGCGUGAGCUCAGGCUAGUGAGAGAUGUUGGAAGCACAACAAAGAACACAGCAGAAGACUGCAUGAAGACUCAAGAAGGUCUGGAAAACUGGGCUAAAACGAAUAAAAUUAAUUUCAGCAGAGAUAAAUGUCAAGUUUUGCAUUAGGUAGGAAAAAAAUCAAAUGCAUAAUUAUAGCAUAGGGGAGACUUGCCUUGGCCGCACUACAUGCAAAAAAGGGUAUAAGAGUCAGGGAUGUGAUGCAAUAGCUACAAAGGCGAAUGGGAUUUGGUGCUGCAUUGCUAGACGAAUACUGUCCAGGUCACACAGCAAAAUAAUGCAAUUUGAGCAUUUUGCUUCUGAGUGAAAGUGAUGUGUUCAGAAAUGCAAGAGCAUUGCCAGUGUGGGCUGUUCCUAACAACACCCCUGAGAUUUUGAUGCAGCGAUGUUCGUUCAUUGAGAAAGUUGAUUAACCGAUAAAGCAAUCCUGCAUGCUUUGAUUCAAGGCUAUCUGAACUUCACUAACCCAAGUUUUCUUGGUAGAUCCUACACAAUAGGAUUAUGUAUGAGACCUAGACUGGGAGCAGAAGUAAAAGGGGUUGAAAUUUUGUCUCUAGGAAUGCCAGCAGAACUGGGAACAUUAACAAACAGGUGGAUUUAAUUAUAAAAAUUCCAGUGCCUUCCACAAAUCUGUUCUCCUGAGGGUCUUCUGUCAGGUAUAAGUUGCUUUCUCUGCUAGUCUAUGGGAGUCUUUUCAGGUGACUUGAGGACAGAAGCUUUAACAUUGUUCUUAACUUGAAAUUAUUCUGAAUUGUGCCUUCAUUUUUUACAAGCUCAUGCAGACUUUGGCAUGGUGGGUCUCUUGAAAAAUGCGGGAGCCUUGGUUAUAGGUUAUGUCUGAGGGGUAGGUAUGUGUGUAUGUAUGUGGCUUGCUAGGCAGUGGAUGCGAAUAAGAUUGUGAAGUGGAAACCAGGAACAGUUUCCCUAAAUUUUCCUUACAUGACAGCCUCUUCCCCCCUUUCCUGUUUUAAAGGCAACUUCUUGGAUUUUGUCUGUCUUGCCAAUGUGAAUGUAACCGAAGAAUUGUUAUUCUCAUUUUACACCUCUGAGUACCUUGCAUGUUUUUAAUAUUUUGUACACCGUUGAAAAAUGCACUUUAUUAAUCACAAUGGAUUUAUUUUCUGGAGUAUUUUCUGUAAUGGCUUUUGGUUUUUAUCGGAUGGCAAAAAGCAAUAAAUAUUGAACAAACGA
Molecule: messenger RNA, 4984 nt
Organism: Sphaerodactylus townsendi
Lineage: Eukaryota; Metazoa; Chordata; Lepidosauria; Squamata; Sphaerodactylidae
Gene: PPP1R3B
Product: protein phosphatase 1 regulatory subunit 3B
Exons: 3
Coding region: 218-1114 (298 amino acids)
Biological process (GO): regulation of glycogen biosynthetic process
Cellular component (GO): protein phosphatase type 1 complex
Molecular function (GO): glycogen binding; protein phosphatase 1 binding
Source: RefSeq, a predicted model, not a curated record